AUGCCUAUCAAAACCGCUGUCCUUACAACCAAGGCCCCAGCGCCACUUCCGGUGCUAUCUCAGGCCAUCGUUCACAACGGCAUGAUAUAUUGCUCUGGAAGCAUUGGAAUGGAUCCCAGAACAAAUAAACUAGUCUCUGGAGGUGUUGCAGAGAGGACGCAUCAAGCUCUAAGGAACCUGUCGGCGGUAUUGGAGGCCGGCGGCAGCAGCUUGAAGAACGUCGUCAAAACAAACGUCUUCAUUUCCACCAUGGAUGACUUUGCGGAAAUGAACAAGGUGUACCAGUCUUAUUUUAAAGAUGAGCCGAAACCGUGCCGGACUUGUGUUGCUGUGAAGCAGCUACCAUUAGAUACCGACGUUGAAAUUGAAUGCAUAGCUUAUCUGAACGAUGUGAAAGCUAAACUAUAG
Molecule: messenger RNA, 408 nt
Organism: Trichophyton rubrum CBS 118892
Lineage: Eukaryota; Fungi; Ascomycota; Eurotiomycetes; Onygenales; Arthrodermataceae
Exons: 4
Coding region: 1-408 (135 amino acids)
Cellular component (GO): mitochondrion; cytosol
Molecular function (GO): deaminase activity
Source: RefSeq, a predicted model, not a curated record